Molecule: messenger RNA, 5630 nt
Organism: Monopterus albus (swamp eel)
Lineage: Eukaryota; Metazoa; Chordata; Actinopteri; Synbranchiformes; Synbranchidae
Gene: plekha6
Product: pleckstrin homology domain containing, family A member 6
Exons: 21
Coding region: 2602-5517 (971 amino acids)
Source: RefSeq, a predicted model, not a curated record
CAGGUGAAACUAAUGCGAGUGAUGAAAGUAAAGAGACCGAAACUGUGGUGAAACAAAACAGGAAGUAGCAUCAAAAUAAAAACCUGACAGGAAGCAACACAGAACCAAAUAAUGACACCUACAUACAAGUUCAAAUGAACGGGUGUUUUCAUUUAGCCAAGGUUCAGACUUAAUUCUGACUCGUUUAUCCUUAAAAGUAGCACACGAGUCAAGGAUGUCAGUGCAUGUAGAGCUAAACCGAGCUAAUAGCUCAUCUACAGUCUCAUGACCAGCAUCCAGUAACAUAUGAGGCUGUAAGUCAUUAUAGGCAGUGGAAAAGAAUUCAGCUGUCUUAGGAGUAAUCAAGCAACAUCGCUAGGUUCAAGCGACAUCGCUAGGUUGGCAUACUAGAACUAGUUAUAGAAUAAGAAAUUGCAGCAUCGAAUAAAAUGGAAAUGAUCAGAAAUCCCCACAUCACAAAUAUCAGUCAUGCAGACAGGGGCACCAAGUCAAGAGUAUGGUCUUGAGCAUGUGUAGGCCCACUUACAAACUGGGUCAAAUUAAAAGACUAACUAAUGUUCAUAAAAUCCUUAACCAUGGGGUCUGUUGGACAGGACACAUGAAUAUUAAUAUCCCCAAAGAUUAAAAUUUUGUCAAAUUUGGGCAUGAUUCCAGUGAGAAAGUCAGAGAAAUCACAAAUAAAAUCCUUAUUAAAUUUAGGGGGGCGAUAAACUAACACACACAAAAUAGGACAGCUCACCUUUAUCACAAACAGCUGCAUUUCAAAGCUGGAAUAAGCAUCCAUUGUAAUUUGCCAACAAUCAAAACAAUUUCUAAAAAUUGUUGCCACACCACCACCUCUCCCAGUAGUCCUCUGAGAGUUAAAGAACGUACAGUCCAGGGGAAGGAGUUCAGAGAAGGUUUCCACUUCACCGGGCCUCAGCCAAGUCUCAGUUAAUAACAUAAAAUCCAGGCCAUGAGCGGAAAAGAAGUCCUUUAGGAUAAAAGUCUUGUUCACUAGCGAUCUAGCGUUAAGAGCCAUCCUCACAGUCGACUGCCUGGUAGGUAGAUGUGACGCCUGAUCCAACGGGCUUAGGUUAGCCUAAGCUACACCCCUCAUCGGCCGUCGUUGGAUCCUUUGCCAGUAAAAAGCCGAUGAGUGGACCGGUACAAUGGGCCGGAGCCAUCUGUAGCAGUCCCUACGAACACUCAAAAUAGAAUGAUGGUCCCGACUUAAAUUAUAUUCACUGUUAAAAACGUGAAGAUCAGGGCCAGGAUAAUACCCCAGGUGGCCCUUAAGACUCACCAACGCCCCUCUCUUUCCCCAUCUAUGGCCCUUCCUCUGUGGAAGGCUACAGGGAGAACGGCAAAGAUAGAGUGGAACAGCUGCUAGAAAUGGAGGAAGGCUCUUUGAUGGCUUUCCCAGCUCGAGAACGAGCAACUUCUCCAUUGAGGCCCUGAUACUAAUAAGGGUAAGGCGAUCAUAUACCAAGGCAGAUAUGAGGCGUUAUGAAAACAGUGUAAAAAACAUAUUAAAACAAACCACAAACACAACAGCCGCAGACGGCCAGCCACAUACACCGGCGCCAUCUUGGUCUACACUGUGUUGCGCAAAAUAGCAUAGAGCAAUAGAGCACAAUAACUUCAGUUUUGUCUGAGUUUAGAACUAAGAAAUUACAAGUCAUCCAGGCCUUUAUGUCUUUAAGACAUGCUUGAAAUUUAUGCCAUGUUUCCUGAUAAUAUUGUCUAACAGGGAGCAUGUAUAAGAGAAUUGGACCCAACACAGAGCCCUCCAGAACACCGUGACUAACUUCAUUCUGCACAUAAGAUUCAUCAUCAACAUGAACAAACUGAAAUCUUUCUGAUAAGUAAGAUUUGAACCAACUUUAAACACUGACAUAUGCUUUCUACAAGAAAACCAUCUAACAAAUCCAUAAUCAUAAAACCUUAAAUGCAAAUGUAAGGCAGUGGAUCGCUACCGUUACAGGGCAACAGUACAACACCACCUCUGUAAAUCUGGCGUGAGUCUUUUUGUAUCCUGACUCAAACACCGUAGUUCCCGUCUGAACUGGGUGUAAUAUGAUAUUGUGGUUCAGACCUGUGUUCUCUGCCUUGUAAGGUAAGCGGUCUGCUGCCACACCGAGCAUUAAUUGAGGAUUUGUGAGUCGAAAUAUAUCCGUUAGGAGAGGAGUUAAGCUGUGAAGUUGUUCGUUUAAAUGCUUUAGGCGCUCUGUUUCUUUGAGUUAUACAGAUGUUCUCGUUUUGUGCUGUAAUCAGGCAUGUUAGCCGUUUAGCUUUUACAGACCGUAGUUGCCGUCUGAACUGGGUGUAAUAUGAUAUUGUGGUUCAGACCUGUGUUCUCCGCCUUGUAAGGUGCUGCACCGCGCCCGCUGUGAAGCUGAAUAAAAGGGGCCUAACCUGAUGCAAGGUCUCAACUGCAAUUACACCAGUCCACGAGUCUGACGCUUGGCUCUCCACACCACGCACUCCCCGCCAUCUUAACACAACGCAGACCAUUAGCGGCGUCUGGAGAGGCGUCAUACACGUGCAGAGCACGCAGGGACCAGGACUUAUUACUUCAGCACAGACAGCCAUGAAGAGCACGAGGAGUGGAUCAGAGCCAUGAGUGAGGCUGCAGAGGUCAACAUUCAACCAGCACAGAGAACUAACUCGGACACGACAGCAGAUCUCAAUCACACUAAGGUGACUAAGGCCUCCGACCCACAACAGCAGCCACACAUGCAAACACAAAAUGAAGCUGAUAGUGACCCUAAGAUGAAUGGGGUCAACAACCUUGAGACGCCCCAUUCUGAUCAGGAGAGAAAAAGGACUGACAGAAGACGAGGAGAGGGUGAAGAUGAAAGGGGAGAACUUGCUUCUAACCAAACCACUGACUUAAAUCACCAUCCAAAUGGUUGGGGCAACUACGGCCCUCCUAACUCCAUGCCCAACAACAACAGUAGCAAACCUCCACCACCCAGAAGUCACAGUGGACAUCGUAACGCUCAGAGACACCCAGAGGGGGGCGUAGGACCAUUGCAUGACCCCAGGGAGCAGCAGGAGAACAUGGUGCUGAGGAGAGGCUUUGUGCCCAGGACAGCUCCAGAGAGAGUGGCCCAGAGGAAGAGCUCCAUGGCCCAGCUGCAGCAGUGGGUCAACCAGCGGCGGGGCAUGGCCUCCCAGGAGGACAUCAAUAGCCCAUCUCGUUACUACCCAGUGAGCCGAGGGGCUGACUACUAUGGCUACCCUGGUGGCCCCCAGUAUGUGGAGGAGUACCCUCUUUAUCCACCAGGGGUCCGACCUGACAGCAUCUGCUCUGUCUCUGCUGUGGGGGGAUAUGACAGACGCUGGACUGUUGAGGAGAAGCGCCGCUCGCUGAGGGAUGGGCCCCAUCAGUUAUACGGACCUCCAAUACCCAGGGAAUCAUGGGGGCCACAGUUCUAUGGUGGCAUGGAAAUAUCUAUGAGGCACCUCUCUAUCCAGCCGCGCUCUAGGUCUGUGCCUAGAUCACCAUCCUUGUCAUCGGGGGGGCCCUACUCACCGGUGCCACCCAACUUUGCUUCACCAGCUCGAUCGCCAUCUGCCCGCAUUGACCGGUUUCCAGGGAGGAUGAGGGAUGACAUAAUCUAUGCUGAUCCAUCAGUCUACAGCCUGAGGAGAUCCCUCAGUUCACCAAAGUAUGACUACCCUGGUGACAGGAGGUCCUUAAGCCAAGGCUUAUACCACCACAACUACCCUCUAUCCCCUUCCAUCCACAGUAAAAUGGAGGAUAUAUUAGACCUUCAACUCCAGCGCAACCUGGAUUUCCUAGACCAACAGGUGCCUCCUUUCCAUGAUGUCUACAGCAGAGACUUACAUCCUACACUGAAACUCAAUGAGAUUGAAACCAGUAAACUCUUGGGUCGACUGUGUGAGCAGAACCGAAUUUUAAAAGACCACGAGGCUGUUGUCCACAGACUGAGAAUGGACAAGGACAGCCUAGAGGAAGCGCUGGUGGCAACUCAUCAGGAGAUGGAGCUGUACCAUAACCAGCAUUUGGCUAUGGAAAAACUGCAGUUUAAAAAGGAAACCCUGCAGAACCAACUGAUCAACAUCAGAGGGGAGCUUUCCCAGGCCUCCAGUGCUUUGACCACCACUCAUAUGGAGUUUGAAGCAUUAGAGGAUGAGGCCCAUGCCAUUCAUGGAGAUCUAUGGGAGCAGCUAAAUUCUGGCGGGCAGAGUGAACUAGUUCGUAGACACAUCCAGAAAGAGUUUUGGAGAGUCCAGGAUGUAUUAGAGGGACUGCACAAGAAUAAUUCAUCCAGAGGUACUGACACAGCCAAGCACAGAGUGGCCAGCGGUGCAUCAGGUUCUUUUAGCACUAAUAGUCCAGCCAGUCCCCUGAGCUCAAUAAGCCUCACCAGCCCACUCAGCCCCUUCUCCCCAGUGGCCGGCUCUCAGGCCUCCCCCACCAAACUGUUGGGCUCAGAGGAAAGUGUUCCCCCAAGGCCUCCCCUCCCUAAGUCUUAUUACCCUUUGGAGCCCUCCCCUACCUUCCCUCCCUCCAUCCCUCCCCUGCCUUUUGACAGCACCACCUGGUUACGCAGCUUGGGCAUCGAUGAUGGUUACCUUGAUGGUGAAGAUUCUCACAUCAGAAAGACCAAGUUUGGAGAACAAAACAAUAUCAGUGAUGCGCAAGACCAGAUCCAGGAGAGACAAUCCACCAUGAAUAAAGUUGGCAUUGUUCCUCCUAGAACCAAGUCCCCCACCGACGAAUCACACAGCAACUAUGCAGGUUCCCGGCAUAAUGGCAGAGUGUCCAAUGGAAUUUCAAGGGGUCGUCCAAAGAGCGCUGUGUUUCCUGCAGAGGUGAAGUCAAAGAUGAGCAUUGAGGAGCAGAAUGAGCGAAUCCGCCGCAACCAGAGCAGCUCUGUGAGGGACAAGAGGCGGAGUCUAAAUCUCUCUAGUGGCCAGUCUCCAGCCAACUACAAAGUGGUACGCAGGCGGCUGACAGCUCACGAGAUUGACAUAAAAGACUUGGAGACAGCAGUUCGAGGACAGGGGCAGGAGUCACCACAGGAAGAAAUUGCUCGCCUGAGGCAGUUACAGGUUGAACCAGAGCUCUACAAGAUCGACAUCAGCAAAGAGCUGAUGGCUCCCGACAAGGUUCUGAUCCCAGAGCGCUAUGUAGAAGUGCAGGAUGACACUCCUCUGAGCCCGGAGGAACAGAAGGAGAAGCAGAAGAAGCUGGAGCGGAUUAAAACUCUCAUUGCCAAAUCAAAUUUGCAGAACAUGGUUCCUCUUUUAGAUGGCCCAGUGGAGGGUGGAGCUCCAGUCAGCUCCCAGCAGCAGCUGCAGGAGCAGGAGAAGCGCAUUGAGAUCUCCUGUGCUCUGGCUGCUGAGGCCUCUCGUCGCAGCCGCAUUCUCUCCGACUCACCCCUGAAAUCUCCAGAACACCAGAGCCUAUGCACCCAACCUGGCCAGGCGGAAGCGUUCGCAGGUGGCAGCGGGAUUGUAAACAAAGGUGUGGAAAGCGUGGAGGAGUUAGAGCUAAGCUAAAGCUAAUACCAGACGAGAUACGGCUUUGCAUCACCAACACACCAUGCGCCCCCAGUCCCCCUACCUCUCCGACCAGCUUGGCCCCUUCCCCUUCCUCUGCUGACUUCCCAACU